Megalopta genalis is the source of this 2097-nucleotide messenger RNA. The record is from RefSeq and is a predicted model, not a curated record. Lineage: Eukaryota; Metazoa; Arthropoda; Insecta; Hymenoptera; Halictidae.
UCACAAUUGUCGGGUGUGGGAGACCAGCACAAAGAAAUGUUGCUCUCGAGACCGGUGCCAAGAACUUCGACAAGGAAAUCGGAACUGUUCGACGAGUAUUUCCGUGUAUCAGAUCGUUCCCUGUCUAAAAUAUUCACUGAUUUCACAUUUUGACUACCGAUUACUUUCACUCCUAUAAAUGCGUUGGCGUAUACUAGAUUGAAUAUUGUAAAAACAAGUAAUAAAAGAGCUGCCGGUGUGCCUGAACGGUCAACAUGUUGCGCCAUCAUGCGACAAGUGCACCGUGACAACUUCACACUGUCGUUAGUUAGUGGUCUAUUUAUAAUCUCGGAUUCUCGUAUUGCGCCUGCGUAUUGCUUCGAUUACAUCUACAUCACACCGACAUCUCACCGUUAUUCGUUGAGCAUGCUAUCGCAUCUUACCCUGUGAAAGUGGGGAGGACAUUACUCAAAUUCGGAUAUGCAUACAUUCACCUUCCGUUAUAUCGCUAUAUGUAUGUGCACGAAGUAGUGACGUGUAUGAGUCAAACUACUAUUAAUUCCUCUCCCAAAGGAAUUACGAUAUUUUUAUCAAUAUUAAGAACAGUUUAUCUACAAUUAAAAUCUUUAUAUGUACAAUACUUAUUAUCUGUUAAACUCAGAUGUAUUUCCUUCUAAUAUUUAUUGAUUCUCAAUAAAUGUGUACCUUAACAUAUCGAUAAAUAUCUACGAAAUCAUAACUCUGCCUCUAUCGCAUUCAUCUUAUAUCUUCGCCUAAAAGGGAAUUUUCGAACAAGCUUCGACUAAAACAAAUAUAUGUAGAAUGCGUUUAAAUGUGCAAUCAUUCUCAUAGAUCAGCAUUCGUCAUUACCGAUAAGUAAAAGUUAUAUUGACGUGUGAUAUGUAAACAUUGAACCUGCACCAUAAUAUGUAAUCGAGAUUUUGAGAUAUUUUGACAUCAGUUUUAGCCAUGGAAGGAGAAAUAGUUAAAAUUAUUAAGAAAUUCAAAUUCGAAGAAUUAGAAUCGGCAGUAAUGCCUAUUUUUCCUGAAAUUUCUUGGGAUAAUAUAAAGUCUGAGUUAGUUAAAUAUCACAACAGGUUUACUUCGGUGAAUGCAACUCAAUUGAUCAAGAUAGCUAUAACUAAUAACAGCAUAAACAGAAAAGACUUAGAAGACCGUCUGUCAAUGUUAAAAUUAGUUGAUAUAAGUUGGCACAAUAAUCGGAAAAUAUGGUACAGUUAUUUAUUAAAAGGUUCUGCACAGUCUAAGGAUUACUUCCUGCAUAGCAAAGUUCAAGCGAAACUAAAAGAUUAUUUUAUUUCAUUAAAUUUAAAAAUAGAUGUAAAAAUGUAUAUGCAUAAUAACAUUACAUAUAUUUCUCUGAACCAACGAAAACAUAAAAGCAAGAAGUUAAAGACUGGGCUUGGACUCCCUCUUAUUUUUGCUGUAUUUACGGGCGAAAAAUAUUUUUUCGUUAACAGAAAGAGUGUUUCUCCAAAUGUUUUACAAGCAAUAGCAGCAAGCAUGGGAUAUGAGAAAAGUAAACAAAUUAAAUUGAUGGGUAAAGAUUUAAAAUCACUGAGCAAAAUGUGUAUGAACAGAAAGAAAGGAGUACAAAAUUCAGAAAAAAUGAGUAAAAUUGUGGAGUAUAAUAAUUCUGGUCCAGAGAGAAAAUCUACUGGUAUAGAUUUUACUGAACAUAAACAGCGCAAAAGAUAUGCAGAAGAAUGUUUUGGUGAUGAUCCUGCUAUUAUAGAAGUUUUUGUUGUAAAUGCAACAAGUAGGAUUCUUAUGGACGAAGAUGAAUCCACGGAAUUGUCAAAUGAAACUUUGAGUAUUACUUGCGAGUAUCGUAGUCCUAAUGUUGCUGCCUUUUUAACAAAAUUAAUAGAAAAGCGAAUAAUAACUACACCUGUACCACAUUAUAUAUCAAAUCUUAUGACUUUAGGUAAAAAUGAAGUGACGAUUUCGAAUAAUUGACGAUUUCGAAUAAUUGACAAUUUCAAAUAAUUGACUAUAUCGAAUAAUUAAUUAUUUUAUGUUUAAAUGACAUGUAAUGUUAAUACUUUAAUUACAAACUUGGUUUAAUAAAAAAAUUUAAGGAAAAUAAAAAAUCAA